GUCGCUUCCGGUUGGGGCCCGGUGCCGGUUCGGGCCCGGCUGCGGGCGCCAUGGAGCCGGCAGAAGCGGAGUUCCUGGCCGAGAAGGAGCUGGUGACCAUCGUGCCCAACUUCAGCCUCGACCGGAUCCACCUGAUCGGGCUGGUUUUCCAGGGUGACCUGGGUCCCUUCAACCCUGGCCUGCCAGUGGAGGUGCCCGUCUGGUUGGCCAUCAACCUGAAGCAGAGGCAGAAGUGUCGGCUGGUUCCUCCCGAGUGGAUGGAUGUUGAAAAACUGGAGGAAAUCCGGGACCAGGAACGCAAGGAGGACACCUUCACUCCCAUGCCCAGUCCCUACUACAUGGAGCUGACAAAGCUGCUGUUAAACUAUGCCUCAGACAACAUCCCAAAGGCCGACGAGAUCCGCACGCUGGUGAAGGAGACGUGGGACACGCGGCUGGCCAAGCUGCGGCUGUCGGCGGACAGCUUCGUCAGGCAGCAGGAGGCUCAUGCCAAGCUGGAUAACUUAACCCUGAUGGAGAUCAACACAACUGGGACUUUCCUUACUCAAGCCUUGGACCACAUGUACAAGCUCAGGACUAACCUUCAGCCUGGUGAGAGUGCCCAUUCCCAGGAUUUCUGAGGUACCAGCCCUCAGACCUCCCCACAGAGUGCAGCAGAAAGGAGCAGGCUCCACUCCUCACCCUUGGACCUUCACCUGACCACCCUCCACCUCCCUGCACAGCCCUUCUGAAGCCACCACAGCCUCAGCUGCUGCCGAGGAGGGGUUGCAGGCAGGGGAGGGAGCAGGCAGCCUCAUGGACAGCUGGGAAUUGCUCUGGAGCUGCCGGUAGCACAGGAACAUCUCUGCCCAGUAGUUCCCAGAUGCUCCCUCUUGGCAGAGGUGAGUUUUUCUCUCUCAGGUUCAGAGCUCUGCCAGGUGCAGGUGGUAGGUGGGUUGUCACCCUGGCUGCUGGCUAAUGAUGUCAGGCAGACCUCUGGGCCCUGGAGAGCCUGAGUGUACUUCAGAGAGGGAACUUCUGAGGGCAGCACAGGCCACACACUGCCUUGAAAGCCAGGGAUUUCUAGGCGGUGCUUUGCCAUGGAUUUUUCUCGGAGCUUUGAAGGGGGGGGGGGGGGGGGGGGAGAAGCUGAUGUGCCGGCAGCAAGAGGUGUCUGCUGGGGAGAUCAGCUGGGAAGCAGAUCCAUCUGCUCUUUGCAGAAGGACAAAAGAAAAUGGCUUUCCCUCUCCCGAGCCUUGCCUUGUGUCACCAUACACCUGCCUUUAUUAUUAUUACUAUUUUCUUUUUUUAAGCAGAAACUGAGUGUAUAAAAAAUAAAACCAGGAACUGCCGAGUGAAUGGGGUUUGAACUGGUGGCUGUGCUGUGGGGGACAGGGGUUAAACAACGCUUGGAAACGCCCCCUCCCCCCCGCGGCAACCCGGCAGGCAAGGGCAGGAUCCUCCCCGGCGUCGGGUGCCUCGGUGGCAGAUGUAAUUAGCGAUGGCAGAUGUAAUUAUUCCGGGUAAGAAAGGGGAGGGAAGGGGAAGUACCGGCUGGAACCCAAAGGUGGGGAGCGGUGCCCUUCCCCUCAGCACCUGGGCCAGCACUUGCCCAGCCCCUGCUUGUCAUCUGUGCCCUGCCUGCCUUCCCAGGAGCUCUGACAAGGUGAGGGUGGCAGGAGCUGC
Messenger RNA from Apus apus (common swift), 1665 nucleotides. It is a transcript of the gene GINS2, whose product is annotated as GINS complex subunit 2. NCBI's taxonomy places the organism in Eukaryota, Metazoa, Chordata, Aves, Apodiformes, Apodidae. The transcript has 5 exons. Gene Ontology annotation, biological process: DNA replication; double-strand break repair via break-induced replication. Bases 51 to 620 code for a protein of 189 amino acids. The record is from RefSeq and is a predicted model, not a curated record. Gene Ontology annotation, cellular component: GINS complex; nucleus.